AUGGCGCGCAACGGCCGUCCCAUGCGGCAGCUGGAAUAUGGAGGACGAGGGCCACGCAGGCGGCCGGAGUACGAAGACUACUCCGAUGAAAACGAAUCAGUGAUUAACGGCGGCGAUUAUGACUUGUACGAUCAUCAAGACUCGACCGUUUCCUAUGCGGUUCAAUUGGCGAUGCGAGAUAAGGAGGAUCAAUUGGUGGAGACGGCGCUGGAGCGGAUUCGCCGUGCACAAAUGCUUGGGAAGAAGAACGUGAAGCUUUCCAAGCGCGAACUGGAAGCUCUCGAGCGGAGACGUCAGACGAAUGAGAAUUCGGGCUCGAGCCGUCGGAACAGAGCAGGGUCUACCGCCAGUAGUAGGCCAUCAUCUCGUCGCAACGGGCCUACAGUUCCCGAAGAAUUGGCUGGAGCAUAUCCGCCUUUUGCCUCGGGUCGCCCCCCUAGUUCGUCAUCAAAUCGUCCACGGACCCCGACCAUGCAGUCAUUGCGUCCGCAGUCGUCAAGCUCGAAUUCUCCUCUCCGCCCGGGUUAUCCUGGAUUUCCUGACCGGUUCCCGCCUGCGGGUCGCCCGCAGUCAAUCCAACAGCCCAUAUAUUCCCGGCCGUUGCCAGACGAUCCUCAAUGGACACCAACGUACUACAAUCCGAUGCAGAUGAAUCCAUACCUUCCGGAGCACGCUCCAUAUCAGCCACAACUUCCUACCGAUCUUCGCGUUGGGCCGCAAAGCCGGCUGAAUUAUCCGACCGGGGUACCUCCGGUGGAGAUGUCUUCUGCUCCAGCUCAGCGUCGGCAGUCGAUCAGCAGCCGACAGGGUCAACCUCAGCCUCAAUCACGAGGUCGGCCUGGAACUCCGGAGGAAGACUCCGAGACGUCCAGUGAGGAGGAGUCCAGCAGCGAUGAUUCGGAUGUACAGAUAGUCGGAGUGGUGGAGCGCCAGCCACCUGCCCAGGUCCAGAGACGUUCUGUCGCUGGAACCCGCAAGACUCGGAGCAGUCGAUGA
This is a messenger RNA of Penicillium chermesinum, 996 nucleotides long. RefSeq lists its product as uncharacterized. The transcript has a single exon. The coding region runs from base 1 to 996 and encodes 331 amino acids. The record is from RefSeq and is a predicted model, not a curated record. NCBI's taxonomy places the organism in Eukaryota, Fungi, Ascomycota, Eurotiomycetes, Eurotiales, Aspergillaceae.